Molecule: messenger RNA, 1179 nt
Organism: Procambarus clarkii (red swamp crayfish)
Lineage: Eukaryota; Metazoa; Arthropoda; Malacostraca; Decapoda; Cambaridae
Source: RefSeq, a predicted model, not a curated record
AUGUCUCCCCUGGAUAUGAUUUUCCUAACCAUCCUUCUUGAAUUAUUAACGUCAGAAGGACACAGUGAUAUAGUAUCAAGAGCAAGGAAAAUUGCUGAAGACGACCCAACCCUAAACGAAGCACCGUGGAAACUUGUAGGCAACGGAAAGGCAAACAAACGAAGAAGAACCGAAGAAACGUCCAAAGAAACCGAACUAGAAGCAAACCAGAACUCAAGAGCAGCACCCAAACCAAUGCCAAGGACCAUAUUCAAGACCAAAAAACCAGUGGAUCGUCCCACUUAUGCUUUCAUUGCCGCACUGGAAAAGAAUAAUCCAGGAUCAGAUCUUAGAGCCAAGCCCGACAUUAAAGGAAAUGAUGCUCUUGAAGGAUGCUGCUGGUGUAGGCAUGAGAGUCUUCCUGAUGACUGUGCGGCUGGGGGCGAUUACUAUGCCCCCGAGAACGACGACCAUGCCCCGUGCAGGGGUAACAACUAUGCCCCUGGGGGUGACAACUAUGCCCCUGAGGGUGAUAAUUAUGCCCCUGGGAGCGACAACUAUACAACUGGGGGUGACAACUAUGCCCCUGGGGGUGACAACUAUGCCCCUGGGGGUGACAACUAUGCCCCUGGGGGUGACAACUAUGCCCCUGGGGGUGACAACUAUGCCCCUGGGGGUGACAACUAUGCCAAUGGGAGCGACAACUAUCCCCCUGGGGGUGACAACUAUGCCAUUGGGGGUUACAACUGUGACCCUGGGGGUGACAACUAUGCCCCUGGAGGUGACAACUGUGACCCUGGGGGUGACAACUAUGAUUCUUGGGUGACAACUAUGGCCCUGGGGGUGACAAUUAUUUACUCUGGGGGUGAGAACUAUGUUCUUGGGAGUGACAACUAUGCCCCUGGGGGUGACAACUAUGCCCCUGGGGGUGACAACUAUGCCCCUGGGGGUGACAAUUAUGCCCCUGGGGGUGACAACUAUGCCCCUGGGGGUGACAACUAUGCCCCUGCGGGUGACAACUAUGCCCCUGGGGGUGACAAUUAUGCCCCUGGGGGUGACAACUAUGCCCCUGAGGGUGACAACCAUGCCCCUGGGGGUGACAACUCUGCCCCUGGGGGUGACAACUGUGACCCUGGGGGUGACAACUAUGCCCCUGGGGGUGACAACUAUGCCCCUGGGGGUGACAACUAUGCCCCUGGG